AUGCCCUCCAACACAGCAUCCGAGCGCAGCGAUGCUGCAGGUAGCUCAUCCAAAACAUCGCUCUUAUGGGCCUACCAACUCCGCCGCGAACAUGUCCACCUCGUAGAUCGCAUCGACGACAUGAGCACCCAGCUCGUCUCUUACAACGACAAAUCACAAACCUACGAACAGAACCUCUCCACUCUCGAUGGUCUAGUCAAGACUCUCCAAGCAGAGAACUACACUCUCAAGAAUGAGGUGACUCUCGUGCGCACGAAGCUUACUGCCAGGAUCGAGGGUAUCAGUCAGCAAAUCACUGCAUUCUUGAGUGGUGACAAUGCAGCGAUAGAUGCGACGAAGCAGCUGAAGCUGGAGUUUAGAGCUAUGGGGCUUCAGAUGUCAGAGUUGUCGAAGAGCGUGUCUGGGUUGAAAGGGGAGAUAGCGAGUGUCAUUGCCCAAAAAGGGGGCCAUUGCGGUCUGCAGGCGGAUGCUGAGGCAGGGCAGGGUAAUGCAUAUUUGGCAAAGAUUGAGUCUGUAUUAGAGCAGAUUGAGACACGGCCGAAAUGCAUUGUCAGGUUGUCCUUGGGGAAGAAGAGAGAUCACCCAGAACCAUCGCCCGAGCCAGCAGCAGAAAUCACAAACGCUCCAGAUAGCAUGCUAAGCCAAGCGGUUCUAUCCGCCCUGUCUACAGUGUCUGACCAGACCGAAUCACUCGUCCCCGGCCCCAUGCCUCUUCCAAACCCGUACGACCGCAUCUUCCAACAAAUUCACCAAAACGGCCGCACAAUCAGCGAUUACCUCGUCUUCACCUCAAACCUACGCAUCCAACUGCCCAGACGUAAGCAAGAAGGUCACAUAGUCGAGGCAUUCUUUGACGGUAUUACUGAGGACUCGGAUGGCAAGGCGUUCAAGGCAUCGCUGGAAGACUAUCUGGACAAGACUGGGUGGGUAUGGAAUAAUCUUGAAGUAUUUUGUAAGCCGCGUGCAUUGCGGAAUAAGAGGAGGGCGAUAUAUAAUACCAGAGCGAGGUCACGGGCGAAUGCUUUGGUGAAACAGAUAGGAGAUGAUUUGCAGGUAUGA
Messenger RNA from Talaromyces marneffei, 1059 nucleotides. RefSeq lists its product as uncharacterized. The transcript is spliced from 2 exons. Bases 1 to 1059 code for a protein of 352 amino acids. Lineage: Eukaryota; Fungi; Ascomycota; Eurotiomycetes; Eurotiales; Trichocomaceae. The record is from RefSeq and is a predicted model, not a curated record.